This is a messenger RNA of Nothoprocta perdicaria, 2685 nucleotides long. RefSeq names its product gametogenetin binding protein 2 (gene GGNBP2). NCBI's taxonomy places the organism in Eukaryota, Metazoa, Chordata, Aves, Tinamiformes, Tinamidae. The coding region runs from base 249 to 2252 and encodes 667 amino acids. Gene Ontology annotation, cellular component: cytoplasm; nucleus. The transcript has 13 exons. The record is from RefSeq and is a predicted model, not a curated record.
GGAUACUUACUUAAGAAUGUUUUGGCCCUGGUCCUGCAAAGAUUUAUGCAUGUGCUUGACUUUGAUGGGAGUAUGUGGAAUGUUAAUCAUACACCGAAAUCUAAAUUAGCCUGUGAAUUAAAGCUGAAUUUUAUUUUCAUCCUCAGUGGUGAAUAUAAAUGAAGACCCUUGAUAAAGAAUGAUACUCUGAAGGAUAAAACUCAACUGCGGAUGAAUUCAUAAAGCAUUUGCUGGAAUUUGUGGUGCAGAUGGUGAUGGAAUUUCCUGAUAAUGUGCUAAACCUUGAUGGACAUCAGAAUAACGGUGYGCAAUUGAAGCAGUUUAUUCAGCGUCAUAGUAUGCUUAAACAACAGGAUCUAAAUAUUGCCAUGAUGGUGACAUCACGUGAAGUUUUGAGUGCGCUUUCACAGUUGGUCCCGUGUGUUGGCUGUCGUCGUAGCGUGGAACGUCUGUUUUCUCAACUUGUUGAGUCUGGAAAUCCAGCACUUGAGCCCCUAACAGUAGGGCCAAAGGGGGUUCUUUCUGUAACUCGAAGCUGUAUGACUGAUGCAAAGAAGCUUUAUACACUAUUUUAUGUGCACGGGUCCAAACUGAAUGAUAUGAUAGAUGCAAUUCCCAAAAGCAAGAAGAACAAGAGGUGUCAGUUACACUCCCUGGACACGCACAAACCAAAACCUUUGGGGGGCUGUUGGAUGGAUGUGUGGGAACUCAUGUCCCAGGAAUGCAGGGAUGAAGUAGUUUUAAUUGAUUCUAGUUGUCUUUUAGAAACAUUAGAAACAUAUCUACGAAAACACAGGUUUUGCACUGACUGCAAAAAUAAAGUACUUCGGGCCUACAAUAUUCUUAUUGGUGAGCUAGACUGCAGCAAAGAAAAGGGCUACUGCGCUGCACUUUACGAGGGCCUGCGCUGCUGUCCCCACGAGCGUCACAUACACGUCUGCUGCGAGACAGAUUUCAUUGCACACCUGCUGGGUCGAGCUGAACCAGAGUUCGCAGGAGGGUAUGAACGAAGAGAAAGACAUGCCAAGACAAUAGACAUAGCCCAAGAAGAAGUUUUGACCUGCCUGGGCAUUCAUCUUUAUGAAAGAUUGCACCGAAUCUGGCAAAAGUUGCGAGCUGAGGAACAAACRUGGCAGAUGCUUUUCUACCUGGGCGUCGAUGCUUUACGCAAAAGCUUUGAGAUGGCUGUGGAAAAAGUGCAGGGUAUUAGUCGAUUGGAACAGCUCUGCGAAGAGUUUUCAGAAGAAGAAAGGGUACGAGAGCUUAAACAAGAGAAGAAGCGCCAAAAACGAAAGAACAGGCGGAAAAAUAAGUGUGUGUGUGAGGUCCCUGCUCCUUUGCAGACAACAGAAGAGAAGGAAAUAAAUCAAGCCAAGGAAAGUUCAGAUUUCAUCGAAAAUAGUUGCAACGCCUGCGGUAGCGCAGAAGAGGCUAACAAUUGUGUAGAAGUAAUUGUUACUAAUGAAAGCACUUCUUGCACCUGUCCUAGUAGUGGUACCCUAUUAGGCUCACCUAAAAUAAAGAAAGGUUUGUCUCCACAUUGUAAUGGUAGUGACUGUGGCUAUUCAUCUAGCAUGGAGGGCAGUGAAACAGGAUCUCGAGAGGGAUCAGAUGUGGCCUGCACGGAAGGCAUUUGUAACCAUGAUGAAAAUGGAGAUGAUUCAUGUGUCCAUCGCUGUGAUGACAAAGAGGAGGAUGGAGAUAGCUGUGUGGAGUGUUGGGCUAAUUCAGAAGAGAACACAAAAGGCAAAAACAAAAAGAAGAAAAAGAAAAGUAAAACUUUGAAGUGUGAAAAUGAACAUAUGCAGAAACUUGGAAGCUGUAUUGCAGAUCCAGGUAACAGAGAGACCUCAGGAAAUAUGCACACAGAGUUUCAUCGUGAUAAGACCAAAGACACACAUGCUGAAAGCUGCUGUAGCUCAGAAAAAAGCGGGCAGCAGUUGCCUUGGUUUGAGCAUAUGAAAAAUGUGUCACAGUUUGCUGAACCCACAGAAACGUCACUUGUUCCUGAUACUGGAAAAGGUGCCAAGAGCUUAGUGGAACUCCUUGAUGAAUCUGAAUGCACUUCUGAUGAGGAGAUCUUUAUCUCACAAGAUGAAAUACAGUCCUUUAUGGCAAACAACAAGUCUUUUUACAGCAAUAGAGAACAAUACCGACAGCAUCUGAAGGAGAAAUUUAAUAAAUACUGCCGCUUAAAUGAUCACAAGAGGCCCAUUUGUAACGGUUGGUUGACAACGGCUGGAGCAAACUAAAUACAAUAAAAUAGCUCUGUCUUUCAUUGAAAUUCUCAAGAUGACUACUGCGCCUUCUCUUUCUAAAACUUAAUUUAGUGACUUAUGGCAAAAUUUUAUCUUAAAUUAAUGUGAUUUUUUUUUCUUGUUUUUCUUUGGGGGGAGGCUGGUGGAGGUGACUUCAUUAAUUUUGUUCUUUCUCCAGGCUUGUAUCUUUAGUUGAGUAGCUGUGCAAGCCUCUCUUAUAAUUUAAACCAUCUCUUUUCAUUAAAUGUUUCUCUUACUGUGAGACUUACAAGAAGCAAACUAGUGGCAAAGUAAUGUUGUACCUAUAAUUCUGUACAGAAUGACAAUGAGCUGAAUAUAAGAUUUUACAAAGUAGACAUCCAUUGGCAAAAUGUUUUGGAUGUAAUAUGUUAAAGCGCAAUGUGCAAAAUUUAAAUAAAGAAUAUUU